AUGGAGGAUUGUACUUCUUUAAAGUUAUAUUAUUUAAUCUUAAUUCUAUAAAUACCAUGUUUUAUUUAAAUACUUCCUCUAUAUUUACUUAAGUCUAUUCUAGCAGAAUUUCAUCCAACAUUUCAACGCUGUAAGAAGAAAAUAAAUGCAAUAUCAUUUAAUAUUAAUACUCAUCAAUAGAUACAUUAUUCCAGAAAUAAAAUAAAAAUGUAAAUAAUGCAAAAGUGUUUUAUGAUUUUUGAGAAUUCAGAACUUGAGAAAUAGUAUUAAUUAGAAAGAUCUCUAUCUAUUAAAAAACCUGUAUUUAUAUGUACGCUCAUUUUAACCUUUGUUUGUAAUGUAAUUACAAUAAUAAUUUAAUCAACAUCCCGUACCAUAGAAAGCUAAUACAUAUAUAUUGUCUUGACAUUAAUUACCAUUUUAGAAUAUGUUACGAUUAUAACAAUGAAAAAAAUAUAAUUCUUGCAAUUAGGAAUAACAUUUACCAAUAUUAUGUUGGGAUUUAUAUAGUUGGAUGUAGAUUCCUCUACAGCAACAACAAGUGAAUUUUAUGCAUAUGGAAAUGUGAUCAUGCAAUUACAGGCAGCUUUAUACAUAAUAUCAAGCUUUAGUCAUGCGAUAAUUUAGGUGACCAGCCAUUUAAUUUUACGCAUAUUAGUUACUAUAUAUUAAUCAAAUUAAGUUGAUUCUUUACUAAUUGGAAUGGCAUUUUUUGGAGCAUUAAUGACUCUGGUUACUGCUCACUAUUAUGAAUCUAGAUCUCGACUAAGUUUUAUUUAAAAUUUAUAAGAAAAUAAGCUUGAGGAUGCCUAUUCUUUUAUCAUUUAGAGACCAUACUUUAAAAUUUCUUUAUCAGAAGAUACAAUGUUGUUCAAUUUAAAUACAAGACAUUAAAUUGAAUAGUUUCCUGGCUUUGAUGAAUACUAUUGCGAUGGAUGCAAUGCAAGAAGUUUAAUGAGAUCAUAUACAACAGAAAAAAAAUAGUCGUUUGAAUCACUAUUAUUAUCUCAAAAAUUAGAAAAUAAUGGAUAUUUGAUUAUUACUUUUAAAAAACAAACUUUCUAAAUAAAAUAUUGCAAAGUUGAUCUCUAAUAAUAGAAUUAUUUGAUUAUUUUAUAAGAUAUAGAUAUAUAAGAUAAGAAAUAAAUAGAUAUCGAAAAAGAAUAAUUGAAACUUGAAUAUUUCUUAAAGUCCAAUUAAGAUUUUAAACAUAAAAAAUUGUUUAAUUGGGGGGUUCUUUCUAUUUUGAUGCUAAAUAAUAAAGUAAUUAAGAGAAUAGAUUUAAAGACAAUCAUAUCUAAAUUAAUACAUAUUUAUAAAAAAUACUUGUUUCCUGAGUUAAAUAUAGAAAUAGUAUGUUGUGAAUAGAAUUUCAAUAUUUACUCGUUUAAAAGUCAAUUGAAGAUUUUUUUAAUUUAGAUUUUUGAGAUUAUUUCAAAAAUUUAGUAUUUUGAAAAAGAAAAAAUUGAAAUAGUAUUACAAAGAAAAGGAUGUGAUGCUUUAAUAAAAAUUCAGAAUGUCAAUCAGAUGUAAUUUAAUUUCAGUUAUGCUUAAAACUUCUUCAUCUAACAUGUUUAAAGUCUCUUAAUUAAUUAUAUAGACUUCUCUGAUUGUAUUGGUUUACUAAUUCGUAAUCAUCCAAUAGGAACGUUUAAUAGAAAAUGA
Messenger RNA from Paramecium tetraurelia, 1665 nucleotides. RefSeq lists its product as uncharacterized. Lineage: Eukaryota; Ciliophora; Oligohymenophorea; Peniculida; Parameciidae. The record is from RefSeq and is a predicted model, not a curated record. The transcript has a single exon.